Podospora anserina S mat+ is the source of this 399-nucleotide messenger RNA. RefSeq lists its product as uncharacterized. Lineage: Eukaryota; Fungi; Ascomycota; Sordariomycetes; Sordariales; Podosporaceae. The record is from RefSeq and is a predicted model, not a curated record. The transcript has a single exon. The coding region runs from base 1 to 399 and encodes 132 amino acids.
AUGCACUCCAUCCUCGUCCUCGCCACUCUUCCCUUGGCUGCCUUGGCCGCUCUCAACGGCAGGUGCACAGGCAGCGCGGCCACUGGCAAGUGGGGAGAGUCUGGCAUUUGCGUCAGGACAUCGACUUGCAACUCGUAUGGCGGCUCAUACAAGACUGGUGCCUGUCCCAACGACCCGUCCGACGUCAAGUGCUGCUUGGUCGGUAUCACUCCUAACGCUGCCACACAACCCUGUGGUGCCGAUUCGUGGUGCACCUGGACGUCGAACGGUUGCUUGGGUAGAUGGAUAUCUGGUAAGUCUUUCCGCUCCAGUAUUUCCUUGUUUUGUAGACAUCAGUUAUUGAUCAAGUGCUUAGAACGUUGCCCUGGUGGAUCAAAUUACAAGUGCUGCAAUAUUUAG